This is a messenger RNA of Limulus polyphemus (Atlantic horseshoe crab), 1406 nucleotides long. RefSeq names its product beta-agarase AgaB34-like. Lineage: Eukaryota; Metazoa; Arthropoda; Merostomata; Xiphosura; Limulidae. Gene Ontology annotation, molecular function: hydrolase activity, hydrolyzing O-glycosyl compounds; carbohydrate binding. The record is from RefSeq and is a predicted model, not a curated record. Gene Ontology annotation, biological process: carbohydrate metabolic process.
GAACCAAAAUGGAAGCUCGUCUGGUCGGAUGAAUUUACCAAUGGAAUCAGUUCAGAUUGGGAAUUCGAAACGGGCAAUGGCCCCAACGGUUGGGGCAAUAACGAACUGCAAUAUUAUCGUCGUGAAAAUACCCGAGUUGAGGGCGGGAAAUUAAUAAUUACAGCUAAAGAAGAAGAUUAUGAGGGUUUCAGGUACACUUCUGCCAAGCUGAAAACCCAGUUCAAUAAACCUUGGAAAGAUGGUAAAAUUGAAGCCAGAAUGUCGAUUCCAUCAUUUCGGGGGGUCUGGGUGGCGUUCUGGAUGUUAGGAGACAUCACCGAUACUGAUAGCUGGCCCUCUUCCGGUGAAAUUGACUUUAAGGAACAUAUAAAUACCAACAAUGAAGUUAGAGGAACUAUUCACUGGUCUACUUCUGAUGGUGCUCAUACGCAUCAUGGCAGAGGAACCAAUACUGACUAUCACAUUUAUUCUGUAGAGUGGAAUUCUUCCGUUAUUAGAUGGUUUGUUGAUGGAAAUCAGUACUUUGAGGUGAAUAUUCAGAGAGGAGCAACUGGAACAAACGCAUUUCAUAAUAACGUUUUCGUUAUUUUAAACAUGGCUAUUGGUGGAAACUGGCCAGGAUUCAAUGUUGCUGAUGAGGCUUUCCCUGCUAACAUGUAUGUAGAUUAUGUCCGUGUAUAUCAGGAUGCCAAUACACCUUCUCCUGUUGACGUUACUCAUUUAUCUGGUUACUAUUUUCUUCAAAAUAGGCACAGUGAACUGUAUCUUGAUGUCAGUGGUUCCAGUAACGAAGAUGGAGCAUUUCUACAACAAUGGCCUUAUAGCGGUAAUGCUAACCAACAGUUUGAUUUUGUACAUCUCGGAAAUAAGGUUUAUAAAAUUAUCAAUAAAAAUAGUGGAAAAUCUCUGGAUGUUUACGAGUUAGGGACUGAUAAUGGUGUCAGAAUCCAACAGUGGUCGUAUGGAGGGGGCUACAAUCAGCAGUUUAUUGUACAAGAUGUUGGAGAUGGUUAUUAUAAGAUAUUUGCACGCAGCACUGGAAAGUUAGUGGAAGUAGCAGAUUUGAAUAAAGACCCAGGAGGAAAGAUACAACAAUGGUCUGAUGAUGGCCAAUUAUCCGGACAGUGGAAACUUAUUCGAAAUAAAGCUAAUUCUAAAUUGAUUCAGGCAGAAAGUUAUUUUGCUAGUUCAAAAGUACAAUUGGAAGAUACCUCGGAUGUAGGAGGCGGGAAGAAUGUCAAGUGUGAUACUGAAGGAGCCUGGAUGGCUUACAAGGAUAUCAAUUUCCCAAGUUCAGGUAGUUAUCAAAUAGAGUACAGAGUGGCAAGUGAACGUGCAGGAGGAAAGUUGUCUCUGGAUUUGAAUGCAGGUUCUAUAGUGCUUGGAAUGCUGAAUGUUCCUUCAAC